AUGGCAACCGCCGUCGAACAACCCCAAAUUCCCCAGGAGCUGAGAACCAUGACUCCCGAGACUAUACCCAAGAGUGCUAUCCCCGCCGUCAUUGCUUCUCCCAUUCCUGCUCCUGCAGCCACUGAGACUAUCUCAUCGAAAGCCGAAGAACCCCAAGCUCCAGCUAAGGAGACAAAACCCCCCGUGGUGGCUGAAGCCCACCUCGUUGAUACCUACCAUCCUCCCCAACGCAUGUUUGCUAAACAUCCCCACCGGCCCCACCUUGCCAACCUCGAAGAGUAUAAACGACUUUACAAGGAGUCCAUCACGCAACCCGAGAAGUUUUGGGCUGAGAGAGCACGCGAGCUUAUCUCUUGGGAUCGCGACUUUCAAACCACCCGAAGCGGUUCCCUUCUGAAUGCCGAUGUCUCAUACUUCAACGAAGGUCGCCUGAACGCCUCGUACAACUGUGUCGACCGCCAUGCUUUCAAAGAUCCCGAUCGUGUUGCCAUCAUUUAUGAGGCCGACGAACCUAGCGAGGGUCGAAAUGUCACAUAUGGCGAGCUCCUUCGGGAGGUCUCUCGGACAGCCUGGGUGCUCAAGCAGAUGGGUGUCCGCAAGGGUGAUACCGUUGCCAUUUACCUCCCCAUGAUUCCCGAGGCCAUUAUCGCUCUUAUGGCAUGUGCCCGUAUCGGAGCUGUGCACUCGGUUAUUUUUGCAGGCUUUUCCUCCGACUCUCUUCGCGAUCGUGUUGUCGAUGCUGGUAGCAAGGUUGUUAUCACAACGGACGAAGGCAAGCGAGGCGGUAAGUUGAUUGGCACCAAAAAGAUUGUCGACGAUGCCCUCAAGCAGUGCCCUGGAGUUGAGAACGUUCUUGUCUACAAGCGCACCGGCUCUGAAAUUCCAUGGACUAACGGCCGUGACUUUUGGUGGCAUGAGGAGGUCGAGAAAUGGCCCAACUACUUCCCUCCUGAGCCUGUCGCUUCCGAAGACCCUCUAUUCCUCCUAUAUACCUCUGGUUCCACCGGAAAGCCCAAGGGUGUCCUUCAUACAACCGCAGGAUACCUCCUUGGUGCUGCCAUGACGGGCAAGUACGUGUUUGAUAUCCACGAUGGUGACAGAUACUUCUGCGGUGGUGAUGUCGGCUGGAUUACCGGACACACAUAUGUUGUUUAUGCCCCACUUAUGCUGGGCGUCGCGACAGUUGUCUUCGAGGGCACACCCGCCUACCCCAAUUUCUCGCGGUACUGGGACAUUAUCGAGAGACACAACGUCACACAGUUUUAUGUUGCUCCCACGGCGCUGAGACUACUGAAGCGCGCCGGUGACGAGCAUGUUCGAGGCAAGUUUGCUCAUCUUCGAGUGCUUGGCUCUGUCGGUGAGCCCAUCGCCGCCGAGAUCUGGAAGUGGUACUUCGAAGUUAUUGGCAAGGAGGAGUGCCACAUCGUUGACACCUACUGGCAGACCGAGUCUGGCUCUCAUGUUCUGACCCCCUUGGCCGGAAUCACUCCCACUAAGCCGGGCAGUUGCUCACUGCCCUUCUUUGGUGUCGAGCCUGCUCUCAUCGACCCUGUUAGCGGCGAAGAGAUUCACGGCAACGACGUCGAGGGUGUUCUGACUUUCAAGCAGUCCUGGCCUAGCAUGGCUCGCACUGUCUGGGGAGCCCAUAAUCGAUACAGAGAGACUUACCUUGAUGUCUACAAGGGCUACUACUUCACCGGAGACGGUGCUGCCCGGGACCACGAGGGCUUCUACUGGAUCCGGGGUCGCGUUGACGAUGUCGUCAAUGUCAGUGGUCAUCGUCUGUCAACCGCUGAGAUCGAGGCUGCUCUACUGGAGCACCCCUCGGUUGCUGAUGCAGCUGUCGUUGGUAUUUCUGACGAGCUUACUGGCCAGGCAGUCAACGCCUUUGUUGAUCUUAAGGAAGGCGUUGAGUCAUCAGAUGAGCUGCGCAAAGAGCUUGUUGUUCAAGUGCGCAAGAGUAUUGGGCCUUUCGCUGCUCCCAAGGCAGUAUACGUCGUCCCAGAUAUGCCCAAGACACGAAGCGGCAAAAUUAUGCGACGAGUGUUGAGAAAGAUCGUUGCCGGUGAAGAGGACCAGCUUGGAGAUAUCACUACUUUAUCCGACCCUUCUGUUGUAGAGAAGAUCAUCAAGGCUGUUCAUGAUGCCAAACGCAAGUAA
This is a messenger RNA of Fusarium sp. VM40, 2160 nucleotides long. The record is from the annotation of a GenBank genome assembly. NCBI's taxonomy places the organism in Eukaryota, Fungi, Ascomycota, Sordariomycetes, Hypocreales, Nectriaceae.